AUUCUAAUCCUAAGGUCCACAAAGUAGAGAUUUGUGUGCUUUUGAAAACUCUACUCCCUCUCCACUUCUUUACAACACAUUUUCCCGGAUUGCUUCAUCCCUUAGACGCCACUUUUUCAACUCCACCACCAACUACACUUUUCUCAAUUCCACUCCCGGUGAGUUCCCUAACGACGUCGUUUCAAUUUCAAACGCAAUCAGAACCGGUUUUGAAAUUGAAACCAAUCAAGUUUUUAUAAAUCGGUUCGAGAACUAAUUUACUACUGUAAACCGGUUUACCGGUUUGGAACCUAUUCUAAACCGGUUUCAAGAAAGCAAUUGGGGUUGGUUUUAAAAAACUGUUUCGUAAUAAUUUUGCGACGUGAGAAAAUCCUCACUCCCAUGCGAUUGCGAGGAUAAGGAUAAUGGAUUUCAUAGAUGUAGCUCACAACUUGUAUCACAUUAUUGUUGCAAUUGCAAAUCUUGUGCUUCAAUUACUAUGGUACUUUCUACAAAUCAUUGUCAGCGCAUGGUAUUGCAUAUUAGCCGUGGGUAAUUUGUUGGAAAGUUAUUUCAUCGCUUAUGGAGUAUUGAAAAAGUACAAGUCUCUUCCUAUAGAAAAGCUUCGGUACCUUGCCAUUGUCAUAGAGAGUGAAGAUGCUUAUCAGACUUCAAAAGUUGUUAAACUUUUGCAGUGGUUGGAUUCAGUUGGUGUUAAAAAUGUAUGCCUCUAUGACAUGAAUGGAGUGUUGAAAAAGUCAAAACUGGCCAUAUUUCAAGAAAUGAAGAAUGCAAAAUCCAUAGAGGAAGUGAAUGAAGCUGUGAUACACCAUGUACCAGAUCACAUGACCUUAGAAUUUGUUUCUUAUGUUGAUGGGAAGGAAGCAGUGGCCAAAGCAGCUAACUUGAUUUUUGUUGAGAAUUCAAAACGACAUGACAUAGGUGGAGAACGGGAUUGCCAGAUAUUGUUAGAGCCUCACCUGGAUCAGGCGUUGCAAAUCGUUGGUUGCAAAGGUCCUGAACCUGACCUUUUACUGGUAUAUGGACCUGUUAGGAGCCAUCUUGGUUUUCCUGCAUGGAGAAUUCGGUAUACAGAGAUAGUGCAUAUGGGAUCGUUGAACUUCAUGAGACACGGUUCCUUAAUUAAAGCCAUUUACAACUUCACAAAAGUGCACCAAAAUUAUGGUACAUAGAAAAGGAAAAGGAAAUAAAACCAGAAGCAAAUUAACUGAGCAAGUCCAAAUCAUAGGCGUGAAGAGUAGAAAAAUACAUCUUGGAGGAAGGGUUUCUUGCUAGUAAUGUGUAUAUUGUAAACUUUAUAUUUUAGAAAACAUGUAUGGUAAAGUUUAAGUACACUUUUUUAUUAACUUCAAAUUUAUUUUACAAUGUUUUUUGAAAAUUGUAAGCUUAAUGUUUUAGGGCCAAGUACAGUAGAGGUUUUGAUAAAUCAAUGUUGUUCAAAAAUGGCCUUGUUGAUGAAGCUUUCAAACUCUUAGAUGAAAUGAAACAGACAUAUUGGCCAAAGCA
Lathyrus oleraceus (garden pea) is the source of this 1506-nucleotide messenger RNA. RefSeq lists its product as uncharacterized. Gene Ontology annotation, molecular function: ditrans,polycis-polyprenyl diphosphate synthase [(2E,6E)-farnesyl diphosphate specific] activity. Lineage: Eukaryota; Viridiplantae; Streptophyta; Magnoliopsida; Fabales; Fabaceae. The coding region runs from base 405 to 1172 and encodes 255 amino acids. The record is from RefSeq and is a predicted model, not a curated record. Gene Ontology annotation, cellular component: endoplasmic reticulum membrane; dehydrodolichyl diphosphate synthase complex. The transcript has 8 exons.